GGAAUGGCAGCUUCUAGAUUGUCAACGUCGACUCAUUUUCUCUUCAACACUCAACAAAGUCCUUCUCGCUCAAACCUGGUCAUAUUACCCAAUAUAUCCCCUGGACAAUUCAUCCUGAUAGCCCAGAAUCCUGUUCGCUGUAUCAUUUCGGCGACGAAAGCAACCGUAACCCACCACGCCACCGCCGUCCUCGCAUUCCUAAGUCUGCACGACUUCUAUACUCGACACCAUGGCUGAUAACGACUGGGACACCGUCACUCGUAUCGGUAGCAAAGCCAGAGGCCCUGGCAGUGGAGGGGUCGACCGUGAACGGGUCGUUAAGGGUAACUCUGCGCUCAACGCAGCCAAACGAUCCGGAGCCGUCGUUGCCACAGAAAAGAAAUACGGAGGCUCAAACAGCAAAUCGAGCGUCGAGGGCCAACACUUGACCAAGGUCGACCGCUCGGACGACAUCAUAAAGCCCAAAACCGUCCCGCUGGCGGUAGGACGGGCCAUCAUCAACUGGCGGAACCAAAAUAAAAACGCGGAAGGGAAAUCCAUGUCUCAAAAGGACCUGGCGAACAAGGCUGGGGUCAAGGAAACACAGCUGAAAGACAUUGAGAGUGGCAGAGGCGUGUAUGACCUGGUCCCGAUACGGAAACUGGAAAAUGCCAUGAAAAUCAACUUGACGGGCAGUGACAUUGGGAGCCCCAAACCUGGACCCGCCAAGAAGAAAUAGCGGCAAUAACUGAGUUUCCAUGAGUCCCCCGGGGAAAAAGGGGGGGGGGGG
Molecule: messenger RNA, 769 nt
Organism: Cladophialophora immunda
Lineage: Eukaryota; Fungi; Ascomycota; Eurotiomycetes; Chaetothyriales; Herpotrichiellaceae
Exons: 2
Coding region: 230-718 (162 amino acids)
Cellular component (GO): nucleus
Molecular function (GO): DNA binding
Source: RefSeq, a predicted model, not a curated record